CCCACUCCCCUACAGGAGCGAUGGGAGAAUAAUCUGGGACACACUCAGCCUUCAGUGUCAUGUGUCACAAGCCACCAGGACCAGCCUCCUUGAUGCUGCAGCAACCAGACCCAUCUGUCCUCUCAGGAGUUGGGGGAGAAGGAGCCAAAUCACAUGUGGCCCGCUGCCCCUUCCACUGGGCUCCAGCUCAGGGUGUCCUCAGCCUCCAGGACCAGCACCCCCAAUGCCACAGCAGCCAGACUCCUGCCCCCCAGCAGCAGAAGAGGAGGGUGAAGAAGUUCCCGUGACAACAUAUAGAACUUUGGGAAGGUGGCAGCCGUUUGGGUCUGGGCUGUUUACCUGGGAGAUCCAUGAGGGAAAAUGUGCCUCUUCCUGCUAGUUCUGAUCCUGGAAAUGCAGUUCCACCUUAUGCCAGCUUUAUUCACUGUCCAGAUUCCCAAAGACUUUUAUACAGUGGAUUUCGGCAGCAAUGUGACAAUGGAGUGCCACUUCAAUGUUGAAAACCAGAUGGACUUCAACAUUUUAUUAGUCUUUUGGGAUAAAGAUGAAAAGAACAUUGUGAAGUUUGCUAAAGGCCAGGAAGACCUUAAAACCCAGGAUGAACACUACAGAGGAAGAGCAACCUUAUUAAGAGAAGAGCUGUCCUUGGGAAAAGCCUUGCUUCAGAUCAAUGAUGUCAAAAUAACCGAUGCUGGGCAGUACCGCUGCCUAAUUAGCUACGGGGGAGCCGACUACAAAUAUAUCACUCUGAAAGUUAAAGCACCCUACAAGCCAAUAAACACCCAAAUUCUUGCAGCCCCUGGAGGGGAUGAAGAGGAUCUCAUCUGUCAGGCUAAGGGCUUCCCUCUAGCAGAAGUGUCCUGGCAAAAUGUCAGUGCACCUGCCAACACAAGUUACACUAGAACUCCAGAUGGGCUGUACCACAUAACCAGUGUGCUAAGGCUCCCAGCAAACUCCAACAAAAAUGUCAGCUGCAUAUUCUGGAACAAAGAUGUGAAUGAAAGAACAACCGCUAAUCUGGACCCUCCAGCUCCCACAGAGGUACCUCUGGCUGAAAAGACAUCCCUGUUUUAUUUGUUCAUUCCCACUUGCAUUAUUGCCUUUAUUUUUAUAUCUGCUUUGAUAUUUCUGAGGAGACCCCUCUGCAGAGAACUUUCCAACAGGAAAGAGAACCGAACAAGAGGAAAUGGGCUCACAUUGCAGCAAGAAAAAGUUAGACAUAAGGAAGACAGAGGGAAGAAUUUCUUUGAAUGUUUGAACCUGUGACCCCCAAGAGCCGAACACAGUUCGAUCAUUCAGGAUCAAGAGACUGCAAGCACUCAGCAGAGCAAAGCUCCUUGCAGGGUUGGCGAUUUGCACUUUGAGAAAAUCCAGUACUUUGAGCUUCUUUUCCGAAACAGUAAACCCAAACCCCUGGAUGGGCAGUACCAAAGCCACGAAAGUCUUCUCGGCUACGGUCAGGCCAAAAUGUGUUUCCAGGGCACGAGGCAGCCUUGAAAGUGUGUGAGCUGUUGCGCUAACAGCCCUGCUUGAAUUCUGGACAUCAUCUGUUUCCCUCUGAAUGGACAUGUCUAUUUGGAAUUUUUUUGCACUUUAGAAAGAUGCUGUGGUGAGGACUCCACUUGGACGUAUUUCAGGAGUGGAAUCAGCCCCUACUAGCUUAAGGCCAGCUCCAAACUGGGUUUUCUCUCUAGACCAUUGCUGGAGGGUUGAAGACUUGAAGUGGAAGCAGAGAGAACUGUUAAACCUCUUAUCUUGUGCAGAAAGGAGGAAUUCUAAAGGGAUUUCGAGAGGACCAAAGAAGAGCUGGAUUUUGCCAUUUACAGAAGUAGAUCAAACUCAAAUACAAUGUCUCCUAGUCAUAAUUUGGGCUACCUCUUCAGAAACACCCAACCCACUAAGCCAUUUCUGGCUCAAGGCCCCCACAAAACCUAGGCACAUCUAGCACUGCCUGGUUUGUUAAGGUUGGGAGCCACAGGCAAAGACCAUAUCAAACACCAUAUUCUGAGUAAAACCUAACAGACUGGUAUUCUAAAUGUUUAUUCAUAGGAGUAAAAAAGUUUUCUGAGGGUGACCAGUUAAACGUAAUGCAGAGACACAUCCAUACUAGACCAUUUUGUUAACUUUUCUAGGAAAAAUGAAGUAUAGUCCAUUGACCUAAGUAAAUACAAAUCACAAGCAUAAAAUUUAUU
Tachyglossus aculeatus (Australian echidna) is the source of this 2192-nucleotide messenger RNA. RefSeq names its product programmed cell death 1 ligand 2-like. The coding region runs from base 361 to 1266 and encodes 301 amino acids. The transcript is spliced from 7 exons. The record is from RefSeq and is a predicted model, not a curated record. Gene Ontology annotation, cellular component: external side of plasma membrane. Lineage: Eukaryota; Metazoa; Chordata; Mammalia; Monotremata; Tachyglossidae. Gene Ontology annotation, biological process: positive regulation of T cell proliferation; T cell costimulation; cell surface receptor signaling pathway.